GGAGACAGAUGAUUUGAAGGAAGGCCAACGGACUCUUCUGACUGUUCAGACUAAGGGUCGUCGCCUUAGCAAUUCGAUUUCAGCCAAAUUAAUUGAGUUAUCAAGAACACAAAUGAAUUUUAGUUGACGAAUGCACAUAACUUAGCAAAAUUAUCUAGACAGAGCUCAGUAUUAGUUGUUAUUUAUUCGAAAUAUUUAUAACUGCUGAGUUUACGCGUGUUUUAAGUGAAAAAUGGAGCAAAUGCAGUUGACACCUUGUAAGACCCUGGAGCAGCACGAACCUACAUCUCCCAGGAGUCCUCACAAGACACCCAGCAGGAAGGACAAGCCCACGACAUACCAUGCGACAGCUGCGAGCUUUACUCUCAUCCCCAAUCACAGAACUCCACCCUCGGGAAUCACGAGGUUUAUGGCAAGGAAUCCCUUCGAUGCAGAUCUCACGAAUCGUUUGCAUCUCUCGGUAAUCAGUCCAACGAUAUUCAGCAAGGUUUCACCGAAGGUACAAGGCUCCCCAGCCUUCGCCUGGACGAUUGACGAGCUGGCAAUCAUGACCCCAGCCAUGAUUGACGAAUUUCCUGUCCAACAAAACCACUCUUCUGAUCCUGACAUGGAAAUUCAUGCUCAACAAGCCAUCGACAAAUUUUUCAGUGAAUCACAAAUCCACCCAAGCCCCUGGAAGUUGAAGAAGGAGACUCAACCACUAGUGGUCAUGACUCCAACAACCAGACCAGUGGAAGCAUUGAGUAUCAGCAGAGUAUCCCAAAUCGCCACGAAAGACUGUGCAACCCAAACAGUAUUAACCCUACCCCCGGUUCUUCCCAAGGACCUCGAAGACGCUCUAAAGCCCUAUUUCACCUACACUCAGGACCAGAACACCCCUUCCGACACCGACGACGCCAACUCCAGUAACAAUUCCCUUCGUAGAAAAUUAUUUUUCACUCACGACGAGUCCAGUGACGACGACGACGAAAGUUCCUUUAUCCUGUCCCCCCUGAAGCCCUCGAGCCCACCCCAGAGUGGAAUGAUGGUGCAUGGAACACCCCUCCGAGGUCGUCCUUACAAUAUGCAACGUAAUCACGGCACUCCAUACACAAAUUCCAAACAUCUCUCUCCCUUGAACAUGUCACCAAUUUGCAAUCCCACCCUGGACAUGUCGUGCCAGAGUAUUCAGUCUCACCGACGUUCUGUGACUCGUCUGGACUUCACCCCAUUUAUGAGCAUAGAUGUCUCCUCGUCUGAGGAGAAAGACUCCGAGGAGACUCCAACAUCAUUGACUCAUCCAGGGACCAUCUUCGAGGAGAGUCUUGAGUCCCACAGUCCAGCGCCUCUCACCAAAAACAACACUAUUGAGAUGGUUUCACUUCUUCAGGAGUCUACUUCCUUCAACCCCGCGAUUCCCAUCACUAUUGAGGUAAGUAAGAUCGACAGAGUCAAGGAGACCACCGACUGGUACAGAAAUACCUCCAACGAGAGCAUCGGCGGACAGAAACAUGGAAUUACUCUCCUCAGAUCUAAUUAUUCAGAACAAAGCAGUGCCUUCAAUUUUGCUCAGGACACUGGCUAUCAAACCUACAGUAUGAAUAAUACCUCUGACAAUCGCAGUAUUACUCCACUAAAAAAACAGGCCACUUGGAGUGAGAGAAUUACUUCCAUCAGUGAAAUUGACGAGGUCAAGUCCUCCAACUGGAAGGAAAAUUUGGAGAACAUGUACAGUUCCACUCCCUCGAAAUACGGCAGGCAGAGAACUAAUUAACGAGAGCUCAAUGCAAAGAGCUUAUACAGUUGCUCAAAUAAUUGUACGACUAGAUAUGUAGAAAGAAAAGGAAGGGGUGAAAUUUUACAGAGAGCUGAUACUGAAUGCCUAAUUAUUUCGAAAAUGAUUGGAAAUUGAUCUUAUUGGACAGUUAAUCACAGCGGAAAGUAUUUUCUAAACAUAUUUCAUUGUCAAUUUAUGAAUAAGCCAUCUCGAAAACUAAUUAGAUAGUAAUGUCAACACUUGUAUCGAUUGAAUGCCAUUUACUUUUUGAUGAUAUAUAUUCACUAAAAUGGAAGUGAAUUAGUAAAUAAUAAAUGUGUAGACAUGAUUUUUGGGAUGAAUAAUGAGUGCAAUUCUGGGAGAAGAAUGAAAGAAAUUGUUGGCGUACUGCUAGGAUUUUAGUCAUUAUUAUUACUAAACAAUGUUCGAUUCGGCAAGAAGAAAAUUGUGAUAUUCAACCCCACACGUAGAUGAAUGUCAUCACUUAUUUAACGAGUUAAAUAUAAGCACAAUCAGGAUCCUGAAUGAUUUUCAUAUGUGCUGGACUGAUGAAAUAUUGAAAAAUUCUGUAGAUACUUUGGUAAUUUUAAGUAAUACUGGAGGAGCUGCUACAACAUAUUGUUAUUUUGUUUAUUAAGCACUGGAAGUAACGGGUGAAUUGAAUAAUACAUUUUAUACUUUUUGUCAUCUUUUUUAUACCAAACUUUAAAUAAAUCGAGUGAAGCUACU
This is a messenger RNA of Diachasmimorpha longicaudata, 2485 nucleotides long. RefSeq names its product aurora borealis (gene bora). NCBI's taxonomy places the organism in Eukaryota, Metazoa, Arthropoda, Insecta, Hymenoptera, Braconidae. Gene Ontology annotation, molecular function: protein kinase binding. The record is from RefSeq and is a predicted model, not a curated record. Gene Ontology annotation, biological process: activation of protein kinase activity; regulation of mitotic spindle organization; regulation of mitotic nuclear division. The transcript has 3 exons. Bases 233 to 1753 code for a protein of 506 amino acids. Gene Ontology annotation, cellular component: nucleus; cytoplasm.